Molecule: messenger RNA, 3778 nt
Organism: Epinephelus lanceolatus (giant grouper)
Lineage: Eukaryota; Metazoa; Chordata; Actinopteri; Perciformes; Serranidae
Biological process (GO): regulation of gene expression
Cellular component (GO): nucleus
Source: RefSeq, a predicted model, not a curated record
AAAAAAUUAUUCAGUAAAACAGAUUUUUUUUAUUUGUCAAGUGAAUGCAAUACGCUUCCGUAAUCAACAUCAAAUCAAUACAUUUUGACUCAGGAGGGUUAUAGCCUGAAUAUAUAUGAAAUUGAAAUCUAAAUGCAUAUUGAAGAUGGAUUGUAUUUCUGUGCAAUAAGUCUGAUAUUUUUUUUUGGUAUUCCCUAAACACAUGGUCAUGGUUUGCAGCCACCGCCUGUAAUUUCGAUAACGCUUGUGGACUUUUAUUUUGAAGCUCAGGAACUCAUCUGCCCCCGGAAGCUGUAUUCUUCACUCUAACUUCACACUGUUGACCAAAGAUGGCGGCUGGUAGAACCAAGUGUUAGCAGAGUGUCUUUGUUGUGUUUUUAAAGUGUGAACAUGUCUAAAGUCCAAAUGCUGAGAUCGUUGGUGAAGCAGCGACUAACUGCGGCUGCUGAAGAGAUAUUUGGGCUGUUUGAAAGAACGAUAGCAGAGUACGAGGAGGAACUUUGUCGAUCAAAAGAGGAGAACGAGCGACAACAGAAACUACUGGACGCUGUUUUCAACCCUCAGCUUCAGUUAAACGGAGCAGACGUCCAGCAGCUGUUGGUGGUUAAAGAAGAGGUUCCCCCUGAGCAGCAGGAGUGGAGCUCCAGUGUGGACCAGGAGGACCCAGAGCCUCUUCACAUUAAAAAAGAAAAGGAGGAACUCUGGAUCAGUCAGGAGGGAGAGCAGCUUCAAGGGCUGGAGGAGGAUGAUAUCACCAAGUUCCCAUUCACUAUUGUCCCUGUGAAGAGUGAAGAUGAUGAAGAGAAACCUCAGAUCUCACAACUUCACCAAAGACACACUGAACAGGUGGAAACAGAAGUUGAAAUAGAGGACUGGGGAGGACCAGAACCAGCCAGGAACUCAGAUCCAGAUACACAUUUACAACCUGAGACUGAUGACAAGCCUGGAGACUCUCUUGAACCCGAGACUGACAUCGAUGAUGAGUGGAAGAAGACCAGAGAACCUAAGUCAGGUUUAAACUUUAUGAUACAUGAUGAAGACCCUGUCAGCGAUUGGAGAUGUGGUGCUGGUGAGAAACCAUUCAGCUGCUCUGAGUGUGGGAAAAGAUUUGGGAAAAGUGGAAAUCUGAAGCGACACAUGAUAACCCACACGGGAGAGAAACCAUUCAGCUGCUCUGUGUGUGGGAAAAGAUUUUACCGCAAGACACAUCUGCAGGAACACAUGCGGUCUCAUACAGGAGAAAGACCCUUCAGCUGCCCAAUCUGUGAGAACUCUUUUACACAUCGUGGAAAUUUACAGAAACACAUGAUAAUCCACACAGGAGAGAAACCCUACAGCUGCUCAGUGUGUGGUAAAAGAUUCCCUCGAGGGAUACUUAGCUCAUCACAUGAGAACCCACACAGGAGAGAAACCUUUCUGCUGCAAUGUUUGUGACCAAAGAUUCACUUGGCUUCACCAACUCAGAAACCAUCAGUGUGAAACUGUUUAGCUGCCUUAAGUGUGGGGAAAAAUUUAGCUGCAAGACACUUCUAAAGAGACGCAUGUAAACUCAUACAGGAGAAAAAAGUUUCUGCGGCUCAGUUUGUGUGAAAUCAUUGAGACAGAGUGGACAUUUACACUCAUGAAAAACCACACAGGAGAGAAACCACUUAUCUUCUUUGAGUGUGGGAAAUGAUAAGAACCAAGAGAAUUCUGAAGCAACACAAAAGAUUUCAUAGAGAAGAGAAACCUUUUGGCUGCUCAGUUUGUAAAAACUUUUACAUAGAGCAGGGGUUUGCACACACAUGAUAAUCAACACAGGAGAGAAACCCUUCAGCUACAGUGUUUGUUAACAAAAAUUCACUUUGCCUAAACAGCUCAGAAUCCAUCAGUGUGUUGGUUGUCAGUCCUCACAGCCUCAUCAAACUCAGCAUGGCCUCCAGCCAGCAGCUCAGCUGAACAGAUGGAAACAGAACCAGAUGGAGAGGACUGUGGAGGACCAGAACCAGCCAGGAGCUCAGAUCCAGAUACACAUUUACAACCUGAGACUGAUGACAAGGCUGGAGACUUGAUUUGGCCGCAAGAGCUUGAGGACAUGUGGAUUCAUACAGGAGAGAAACCGUUCAGUUGCUCAGUUUGUGAUUCAGGAUUUCCUUGGAAGGAAAAAUUUCACAUGAGAUUUCAUUUACGAUAAAACCCUUUUUUGCUGCUCAUUUAGUGCGAAACAUUUCACACACGUUGUGAAAAACAUAAGAAUCCACACAGUGAAGAUAUUUUUCAGCUCUCAGUUAAUGGUAAAAGUUUUGAAAGCGCUCCAGUCAAAGUUCAAGAAAAUCAUGUGGAAGAUAUGAUGCAAAUAUGACGUUUCUGUUUUGUGUAUGUAUGUCAAGAAGGUUACAGUGUCCUAAUCGCUCCUCAGAGGUCCACGUUAUCAGCUCUUCAGUCAGUCACACGCUUCAUUUUUCACUUUGUCGCAGUUUGUUUUUGGUGUUGAUACACAAAUUUUUCCACCUCAGCCAGUUGUGGAAACUUUUUGCAAUAAUUGUAUUUUUUUCUUUCAUUUCCACUUUCAUUUUUAUGCACAAUUUCAAAAUGGUGUAUAAAGAGUUGACUAGGUUACGUUAGGCUUCGGGGGUCUGGAGGUAUAGUGAAACAAUUUUGGUACAAAAAAGACUAAGUUUGGAAGACGCCUUGUUGAUUUGUUUGAAGCAUCAUUCAGCUGUGGCUGAAGCUAAGAAUGUAUUACUACAUUCACUAUCGUCUGUUUUAGUAAACAUCACACUACUUUGCACAAUUUAUCCUGAGAUGCUGGCGCAACAAUAUGUAAGUAAGUUUGGUUGGUAGUGUUUUCAGCAGGAGUAGGGCUGAGGCAGUAGCGGGCAGACGGAUGUGCCUGGCUGGUAAGCUGUGAUGGCUGGCUCACUGUCUCAUGUUAUUCCCUUGCCACCUACAGGAGACAACAGUCCUCCUCUCCAAACACUGUAACAGCUCCUCUGUUUUUCUGUGUUCUCCGUCAGCUACACUUAAGGUCACAAGCAGACCCACCGCAACCACUCCAGACAGAACGAACAGGCUCUCAGCUUUGCCUUGUACCUAGCAAAGUGUAGCUCGUCCCUCCAGAAUGUUGUGAUCACAACAAUUAACGCACAUUCAGUCAAUCCCUGUGAAUUCUGCUUAACCUUGCAAUUUUGAACCAAUCACUGCAACUUCACCACAAAUGUGACCAAUGAAAAGGGGUAAAAACUCAUUAUAUUGUAGAGCUUCAUGCAGCGUAUUGAUUUGUUGAGCUCUGUGCCCGGGACAGAGUCGCACAAACACAGUGACAGGGCUAACUGGCAGCUCCACUAGCAUCACACAGCUACGUUACCCAGCAGCUAUUAAUUGGCUUACCGUCAGAGUUGAGCCGUUUGGGUGUUGGUGUCAGAUGUAAACCGCUGCUGCAAGGCUUUUGCCCAAGCGGCAAAAUCUGAUGAGUAGAGAUGAUGUUGUGCUGUAUUAGCUUGUGCGAAUUGCAGCAUCAGCAGCUGAUUGUUGGCACAAAUAGAUUCUUAUUCUGUGGGAAAGGGUGAAUGCUUGUAAUAUUAAGCCCCAAAUCUGUGACAUUUGAGCAAUUUUCACUGGAGCUGGCGUUUCAUCCAUCCAUCUGUCCAUUUUCAGCUGCUUAUCCAAGGCCUGGUUGCAGGGGCAGCAGGCUGAGCAAAGUACUCUAGAUGUCCCUCUCCGCACUAAUGCUUUCCAGCUCCUCCUGGGGGAUCCUGAUGCAUUCCCAGACCAGAUGAGAUAUAUAAUCCCUCCAGGU